AUGAUCUUCCACACAGUAGCCUGCAUUCUGGGUUCUAUAGUUACUGUAAAUGGAUUCACUGGCUCCGAUGAUCCUCGCUUAGGACGUGGUCGGGGCGCUCCCAUGCCUGGAACCUUAAGCUCUGUAGGAGGUUCUGGUGAAGAAUCGCCACCAAUCUACAGGCCAGGAUCGCAGGCGUACGUCGUUUCCCAAUUCGUGAAACCAAAACCUCCCCACCAGUAUUGGGAAGAGGAGACCAGUUUGGAUCUAAUACCGGAGAACAAGAACUGCCUGUUGUGUGAGGCGCAGGACUCUGGAGCCUGUAGGGCAAUGCCCUCUUGUGUGUAUUGUGAACCAACAGUCACGGCCCUCUGCGAGAGAAGCACACCGUGUCUUCGGUGCACUGUAAUAAAGAACCCGUUCUUCAAGUGUAUUCCAGGUGAGAAGUACAUGGAUGAGUGUGACUCCUGCCGCUGCACUGACGGCCACAGUGGCUGGUGCACUAACCAGUUCUGCGAAUUCAGAUCUUUGUAUGUUUAUGCUAUGAAAUUGUCUGAUGGAGAGUUUUAUUGA
Molecule: messenger RNA, 552 nt
Organism: Arctia plantaginis
Lineage: Eukaryota; Metazoa; Arthropoda; Insecta; Lepidoptera; Erebidae
Source: the annotation of a GenBank genome assembly